CUGUCGCGUGACGGGACUUUGUGUUCAUCUUUUCGUUCUUUCAGUGAUGACGGCUCAGCUCUGACUGAGAGCACUUCCGCUAUUAAGGCAAACGCUCAUCAACAGCGUCUGAUGCUCGAUCAACAUCUCGAGAUGAAUGCAUUCAUUGGCGUGACCUCGGCAACUUUAUUUGCAGGUAAUAUUGCUAUUCGCUCUUCAAAACUAACUCUGUCCGUUUGCAGAAUAAUUCUAGGGGCUUCUGGGAAACCACUCUUGAAUUCUAAUCAUUACAGGCUUUUUCCCAUAUUAUCAGAUCAAAGAUGGCAACAUAGACAUGGUGCUGCAUUAGCAAUAGCUAGGAUUAUGUCUACCUCGUAUCCAAGGCUACCUCUUCCUUUUGUCGACUCAUGUGCUUUACAGCUGUUACAUGUUCUAAUCCUUGACCAGUUCAAUGAUUUUGUCUCAGGUCGCAGUGCUACUGCCCCCGUUCGUGAGACCUGUGCUCAAGCAUUAGGUCAUUUCUUGUAUAAAACUGAUCAAAUGAGGCAGUCCGUAGUACUUAGCAAACUUCGCACACUGUUAUCGAUGCAGGGAGAACGAAAUUGGCACUGCAGGCAGAGUGCUCUUCUAGCGUUCAAAUACUUCUUUGCUGUCGCUUCUUCUUCUGAUGCUUUUCACGAUUGCUUUGAACUCGUUGUCGCAAGCUUAGACGAUCCGGUAGAUGAUGUAGUGUCCUGUGCAGUUACUACCUUAUCUUCUUUGCUAUCCAAUCCAUCGGUGGACAGUGAACGUUCAAAUCUUGUACAGAAGGUGAUGUCAAAUGUUUGGUUUUUGCUUGAGCAGGAAUCGAAAAAGGAAUCGCUUCGUACUGGACUGGAUGCCCUUGCUAUAGACUUAAUAGGCAUUUUGGAAACCUGGAUGUACCUUAAUGAAUCAGCAGUUUUGACCAGGUACAUCAUUCUUGUGGUACAAUAUGAUAUUCUUGUGGUCCUUAAACUGUUCUAUCGUAUCUUGUUGUUUACGGCUCCUACGUCUAACAUGUUGCUGUUAGAAAAUACGUAUGUAACGUCUAAAGCUGUCAUAGGAAAAUAUGGUGUUUCACUGUCUUCAUUUUAUUGCAGAGCCGAAGCGAUACAGCUAUUAUUUGUUCCUUUUCUGCGAUCAAAUCUGUUAUAUCAAAAUCUUGGUGUUGCUAUUGUUUUGAACGAAUGGGCUGCUGUAUAUAGGGACUCCUUAAACAAAGCUGUUCAAAUUGACGCGCCCGUCACCGUUCUUCAGAUUUGUGACGCAUUUCUCAAGGCACCAGCAAAGAACUACGAUGAGCUCACGUCUGCUGUUAACCAUCUUACAAUGGAUUGUAAAGAAUUCGUUGACUACUGCGUUUCUCGUGGGGUCGACAGGAAUAAGCUAAACUUGGGAGAGUCAUGUCUUGUCCAGUUAGCAGAUCCUAAUACUAUCGAGUCGCUCACCACUCGUUACAGCGCUUUAGCAGAUUCGAUUCAGUUCACAAAGCUAGCGGUGAAGACAAAUACGACAAGGGUUACUGCCUUUUUGGCAUCGGCAUUGUUUUACUUUGGUUUUGCUCCCGAGAAACUUACUCCGAUGGUGCGUCCGCUCGUCGAAUGCAUGCAGAAUGAACCAAAUUCUACUGUCUCGGCCGAGGUCUUUCGUGGAUCUAUUGCUUUAAUGAUUGCCUAUAGACUAUCGGUUAUAUUACCGUUUAUUUACCCCUUUCUAUCACCUUUAUUUAUCGUAAAUAACCUUUAUUGUUCGAAGGUGCUGUUGUCUCGCCUUGCGUUGCACGAUUCUAUGUGGUCAAGAGUAGGAUCGAUGCUAUCUGAUUCUUCGACGUUAUCCAUAUUACAACUCUUGAAAAGUUCGAAUCCAGCGCUAAGAUUUGCUGGAUCUAAAGCUGUGGAGACGUUUGCCCGUUCACGUCUUGGUGAUACGAUUUCCCGGAUGUUUGACCCUUUGUCGUCCAUGCUUUCUAACAUUUCUGAUGAUAAUGAAAGAAGGGGUGCUAUUGAAGCAAUGCUGAGAUUGUCGUCCAUGAAUUCUGUCCUGAAUGGUGUUGUUUCAUUGCUGGCUCCUCUCGUAUUUGUUCGUAUGACGGACAAGUUGGAAGAGGUUCGUGUAGCAGCUGGAGAAGCAUUUCGCAAUAUGGUCCCACUAUUAGCUCUGGAGGUUUGUGAUCUCAGUGUAGCUGUGGUCGGGUUAAGUGAAGCGUUAUCUGCUAAACGCGAGGAGAGUGCUGACUUCAUCAAUGUACUUUCUGCACCUGGCAAAUUGGAAUUGGUUGCAACUGCAACUAUUCGCGGUCUUUGCAAGACUAUACAACUCAGGCAGUAUCAAGCAGAAGGAAUAACGUGGAUUCGAUUUCUUCGAAAAUUCGGGCUAAAUGGUAUCUUGGCUGAUGACAUGGGUCUUGGGAAAACCUUACAGACCUUGUGUGCUCUUGCCUUAUCACUUGAUAAUGACGGCCAUUUGUCCACAAGAUGUUCAUUGAUCGUCUGUCCGCGUACCCUCGUUGAUCACUGGUGCAACGAAUGGCGUCGUUUCUUUCCCGGAAGACUUCCUGCUCGUCGAGUAGAAGGGACGCUGGCAAAAUUGAAAUCCGUCGAGAUCGUUGUUGCAGCAUAUGAAGAUCUGAAGGGGAACACAUCAUUGGGGCGUAUUGCAUGGAACUACGUUGUUAUGGACGAAGGCCAUAUUCUCAGAAAUCCCAAGACAGCACUUUGGCGUGCAGCGAAUGAGUUGAAAUCCACCAGUAGGUUGAUUCUGUCCGGUACGCCAGUCCAAAAUAGUCCGGCUGAUUUAUGGGCGCUCUUUACGUGGUUAAUGCCUGGUUACCUCGGUGAUGAACGUACCUUUCGUGCGCAGUUUCUUCGUAAGGUCCUUAAAUGCCGAAGUCAUAAAGCAUCUGAAAAGGAUAUACAGGAGGGAUCGGAGGCUGUUACACAACUUCAUCGGCUCAUUUUACCUUUCAUAAUGCGACGACUUAAGUCAGAGGUUCUCCGAGAAUUGCCGGACAAGAAUGUGCAAGACGUUGAGUGCCAAUUAAGCGAUGUGCAGCGCACCAUCUACAAGUUUAUUGUCGACAAAUGUACUGCGAAUCGGCUACGUGGCAUUUCUCCUCUCCAUGCAUUAACUGCACUUCGGAAACUUGUGGAUCAUCCCAUUCUUGUACAAGACGUCCUUUCAAAGCUCGGGGCACCAGAAUCCAUUAUGAGCACGGUACAUACGGAUUUGAGCCAUGUUCCAUUUUUUAUGCAAAAAUUUAUAGUAACCACUUUUACUUCACCCUUCGAUUAUUUUUUCGUCAAUCCUUUGUCAUCUAUACCUAUGGAAAUGCCACAUCGGGCGUUAAUCUUCUGUCAGUGGAAGUCAUCUGUACAGCUUAUAUCAAACGCGUUGGCCAGAGGCAAUUUCGGGGCACCUAUCUCACAUUUGGUGUUGGAUGGUUCAGUUGAUCCCAGCGAACGUCAGUCGAUAGUGGAUCGAUUCAACACUGAUCAUCUUAUCGACGUACUUGUGCUCACAACACAUAUCGGUGGUGUUGGUUUGAAUUUAACAGGUGCUGAUGUGGUGAUUUUCCUUGAUCACGACUGGAAUCCAAUGAAGGAUCUCCAAGCUAUUGAUAGGGCACAUCGGAUUGGUCAAACUCGAAAGGUUAACGUCUACCGUCUUAUCACACAGGGAACAAUAGAAGAGAAGGUUAUGAGCUUGCACAAGUUUAAGCAGGAUACAGCUGAUGCCUUGAUUGGAGCUGAUAAUCGAUCGCUUCAAACUAUGGCUACAGACGAGCUGAUGAGUAUGUUUAUUCUGGAUGGAGAACAACCGUCCACAGAAAAUGGUAGACCCGAAGCAAAGAGAAAGCGGAAAUCCAUGUCGGGCGCAAACGGUGAAGACAAGUGGAACUUGGCCGAACUGUGGGAUGAAAGCCAAUACGAACAGCAAUUCGAUGUUUCUCAGUUUAUUAAGGAUGCUGUAUAA
Angiostrongylus costaricensis is the source of this 3972-nucleotide messenger RNA. The record is from the annotation of a GenBank genome assembly. NCBI's taxonomy places the organism in Eukaryota, Metazoa, Nematoda, Chromadorea, Rhabditida, Metastrongylidae.